Molecule: messenger RNA, 8107 nt
Organism: Nasonia vitripennis (jewel wasp)
Lineage: Eukaryota; Metazoa; Arthropoda; Insecta; Hymenoptera; Pteromalidae
Gene: Galphas
Product: guanine nucleotide-binding protein G(s) subunit alpha
Exons: 11
Coding region: 1364-2509 (381 amino acids)
Biological process (GO): adenylate cyclase-activating dopamine receptor signaling pathway; sensory perception of chemical stimulus
Cellular component (GO): heterotrimeric G-protein complex
Molecular function (GO): GTPase activity; G protein-coupled receptor binding; G-protein beta/gamma-subunit complex binding
Source: RefSeq, a predicted model, not a curated record
UCGCCAGGAAGCCUCUCGGAUACCAAAAAGCCCCAACGGCGCUGAUAUCAGUAUUAGCUAGCACAAGCUCUGGCACAUGUAUAUAUAGGCGUACACAGAGAGAGCUAGCGCGAUUCCUACUAUAUAUUCGUGCCGUGCGCUGUCUGAGCGAACAUCGAGAAUAUCCAGUAUAUAGAGCGCGCGCAGUCAGUCGGUGUGUAGGAAGGCGGGGCCCCCGCGCAGUCGCAGCCUCAGAUCAGCAUCCGUCUCUGUCUGACUCGCGGUAUAUCGCGCCUUUGGUCCGAUACUUGGGCAGCAGCGGUGGCGACGGCAGUAGCGCGCACUGCAUCAGCCAGGCGGAGUACAGUGCGAGCCCAGAGAGCUAGAGCAGCACAGUGUGUUGGUGUGGGUGAGUGCGCGCGCGUGCGCCUGCGAGAGAUAGAGAGAGAGAGAGAGAGAGAGAGAGAAAGAGUUAGAUCCCGAGGAGGAGACGACCGAGACGCAGUCGUCCUCGCCGAGUCCGCGCUUCCCGAGAGCGAGAGAGAGAGAGAGAGAGAGAGAGAGAGCUUAUAUAUAGCUCUCCCCUUGUGACUACUGUGUGUAUACAGUGUGCAGUGGUGCAGUGUGUGCUGCUGCUGCAGCCGACGACGGCAACGGUAGCGGCGGCGGCGGCGACGACGACGACGACGACGACGACGACGAAAGGAAGAGUCGAGUAGUCACACGCCUACAGCAGCAGCAGCAGCAGCAGUAGAGCUAGUGUGAAGGCGAGUGAAAGAGAGAGAGAUAGUGUGCGCGACUAGCAGACGACAUGUUGUUGGCUGCAGGAAGCACCGCCCCGUCCCGGACGUUGCUGCGCCCGCGAAGAGCCACCUCGGGCGACCUCGAGGUGAUUUUGUGAAAAGAAGAGGAGGUGAUCGUCGCAAGCAGCAAGAGGAGGAGGAAGAAGAGGAAGAAGAGCGGAGCCGCGACAUCGUCUACUUUGGCGCAGUCCCGUAGAGCUGCAGGUGAGGAGGAAGCGGAAGAAGAAGACGAGCGCCUGUAGUUCAGCAGUAUAGCGGAAAGGGUGGAAGGAGGCGGGGGAGACAGUGGAGGAGGGGGUGGCAGCAGCAGCAGCAGCAGCAGACAGCAGCAGCAGCAAAGAAGUAGACAGCAGCAACAGCAGCCUGACGGCGAGGGCUCGGCCAGCGGGAGCAGCAGCACCUGCACGGCAGCCGCUGCUGCUGCACACCAGGAGGAGGAAGCUGGAGGCGGAGGCGGAGGAGGCGGUGGAGGAGGAGGAGGAGGAGGAGGAGGAGGAGGAGGUGGUGGCGGCGGUGGUGGUGGUGGCGGUGGUGGCGCUGGGGGCGGCGCAGGGGAAGGACUCGCGUGUCUCUCGUGUGUCAUGGGGUGCUUCGGCAGUCAGAGCAGCAAGGCCAGCCAGGAUGACAGCAAGAACCAGAAGAGGCGCUCCGACGCUAUCACCCGACAGCUGCAGAAGGACAAGCAGGUUUACAGGGCCACCCACAGGCUACUCCUGCUUGGUGCGGGCGAGUCUGGCAAAAGUACAAUCGUCAAACAGAUGAGGAUACUGCACGUGAAUGGAUUCAGUGAAGCGGAGAAACGACAAAAAAUCGAGGACAUCAAGAAGAACAUCAGGGACGCUAUUUUGACGAUAACUAGUGCCAUGAGCACGUUAACGCCGCCCGUGACGUUGGAGGAUCCUGCGAACCAAAGCAGAGUCGACUACAUCCUCGACGUCUCGUCUUCCCCGGACUUCGAUUAUCCUGCGGAGUUUUACGGAAUCGUUGAAGCCCUCUGGAAGGACCGGGGCGUUCAGCAGAGCUUUGAGAGGAGUAACGAGUAUCAGCUCAUCGACUGCGCCAAAUAUUUCCUAGAUAAAGUAGCCAUCGUAAAGCAACCUGACUACACGCCCACGGAACAGGACAUACUAAGGUGUCGUGUUCUCACUUCCGGUAUCUUCGAAACGCGAUUUCAAGUUGAUAAAGUCAACUUUCACAUGUUCGACGUCGGCGGACAGAGAGACGAGAGAAGAAAAUGGAUACAGUGCUUCAACGACGUGACGGCGAUUAUCUUCGUGACGGCUUGCAGUAGUUACAACAUGGUGCUCAGGGAGGACCCGACGAAGCUGAGACUCCGAGAGAGUCUCGACUUAUUCAAAAGCAUCUGGAACAAUCGAUGGCUCCGCACAAUAUCAGUAAUCUUGUUCCUAAACAAGCAGGAUCUGCUUGCGGAAAAGGUAAAGGCGGGUAAGCACAAAUUGGAAGACUAUUUCCCCGAAUUCUCGAGGUAUCAGACGCCAAUCGAGCCAGGAGUCGUAGCGGACCCUUCAGAACCACCCGACGUCAUACGGGCCAAGUACUUCAUUAGAGACGAAUUUCUUCGCAUAAGCACGGCGAGCGGGGACGGUAAGCACUAUUGCUACCCGCACUUUACGUGCGCCGUCGACACGGAAAACAUCAAGCGAGUGUUCAACGAUUGUCGGGACAUAAUUCAGCGGAUGCAUCUGCGACAGUACGAGCUCUUGUGACUUGGUUCACGCGGUCGUCGCAACUCAUCUCUCGCCGCCUGUCCAUCCCGGCCCCGAGCCACGAGAUCCGGCGAAUCGUGCAGCUCGGGGUUCCUCUCCUCCGGCGCGUUCGGAUCGACCGAAGUGCUCCGUCAACGUGGGCAGUGAUCCCGAACGAACGAACGAGGAACACGUGAUGAUGCAACAACAACAGGAUCAGAAUUUUAUGAAAAUAAUACACACACCUACUCUCACUCACUCAUGCAUACGAAGAAGUUGAUGAUGAUGAUGAUGAUGAUGAUGAUGAUACAACAUACAGAGAAUACAACACGAAAACGCGCUGCACCUGUGCAAAAAAAACCAAGGAGAAUCGAGCGAACGAGAACAAGAGAAACGCAGAAGAACAAAAUGACUAGGGAAUGAGUAGUAAGAAUAAAAAAAACCGUUGAGAAACAAAGCGCAGUGCUCGGAGUAAGUAAGAAUAUCUAAGAGAGAAAUAAGAGAAACAAGGACUCUUCGACACAAAUUAAGUUUACGGAGAAAAGUAUAAAUCCUUCCUUUUCUUUAGAGGAAACGUUACGCGCGAAUAAUAAAGAGAAACCCUUCAGUUGCGUUCGCGAGCAACGCUGUCCGAGUACUCGGAGAUUAGAUGCGAACGAUCGAGGAAUGUACAUCGGCGAACCUAUUUCUAAUCUCACUGUCUCCCGACCCUGAUCCUCCGCCUUCUCUUUCACUGUUUAUCUCUUAGCCUCCUGUCUUUCUUUCUCUGUCCGAGCACCUCUCUUAUCCCCCCCUGUCCGAGUAGGAACGACACGAAGAAAAUUCAAACCGCGAAUACAUUCAUGUCAAAGUCCUUCACACACGAGCGAUGCGUACAUCACUCUGUCUGUCUCUCUUUUGAAUCUCUUUUUAUUCCGUUGGUCUCUUACCUUUUUUUACGUAUCGAAUGAAAGAUAGAACAAAAAACUUGCGAUUGCUUCCCUUUUGCACUCGUCCCCAAUCACUUUUACCCCUGAUGCUCUUGCCCCCCCCCCUCCCUCUCCUUCACCCCUUUAUUAAUAAAACAGCGUCGCGCGCAUUACUUUUGUACAGUUGUGUAAUUAUUUGUCCACGUGUAUAUCGAAUCUCUCGAGUUUAAAUUCGUCAUUAUGAACACUGUGACCCGAUUUGUAGAAGUCUCAGCCACGCCUUUUUACGAGAAGAGUAUUUUGUGAGAUUUUACAGUAUUUCGAAGAGCGUUUUAAUUAUAUAACUACUAUUUGUAUCUAGCGCGUGCGCCUGUCUUGAUUCUGUCGCGCUCUCGUGUACGCAUCGCCCGCCGAAUCCAUCCAGUGCUGCGUAUACGGCAAUUUCACUUCACCUAACGUUUAAUGAUUCGACUCGAUAAGAAACGAUAUCGAUAAUGAGGGCUCAUCAAUUAUUCAUUCGCUGUAUAACGAUUGUCAUUGCGAUUAUUGCAGUAGUAGUGAUGAUAAUGAUAAUAAUUAUAAAUUAAAGUGGCAAUAUACUUAUUUUAAUGACAAUUAUAUAAAAAGAAUAAACCAGCGACUGUGACAAUCGAACAUACAAUAUGUAUAAAACAAUAAUGAAGGUUAUAUGAGAAAUUUAUCGCUUUCACACGAGAAAUAAGUUGCAUCCGAUAUUGUAAUAACGAGAGAACGCACGUUACAUUAAUUGUUAUUGUACAAAUUGAAUUGAAUCCUUUAUUUUACUUUGUAUGUUGAUUUUCCGUUUUUGCUGCGAUGCUAAUUUUGCGACAGAUUUUACGUACUCGUUUUACAGUUUAUUUAUCAUUAAAUACUAUAUAAAUUUCUCAGUCUAUUCCCGGUGAUUCUCAUUUAUAAGCUGUUACUACUUUUUUUCCUCAAUAAAAUAUUCUUCUAGAUGAAAUUUCCGAAUCUGAUUUCUUUGAAUCUGUGCGUAAUUUUUUAACGAUGAGUAACAAAAUAUAUAUUUAACGACUUUUAACUUACACUGCUAAGGGACCUGUGAACUAAUAUGCAUCUAAAGCUUAGAGAUUACAUUACAUUAUUAAAUAUAAAAUUAUAAAGAAAAGAUAAUGCGUUUAGAAGCUAAAAAACCAGUGAGCCACGUUCAUGCACCCACUUGGUACAUGCACUGUUGUAUUCGCAAUCACAAGCACGGUGGUUACGAAUUUGUAGGUUUAUUGUCGAUAUCGUUUUUUGCCAAGUUGCCUUGUUUAGCUCGCAUGAGUUUAAACGCGCCGUCGGCACUGUCUGGAUUCAAUGCGGACUCGUGCUCUCGCCGCGAAAGAGUCAAAAUGCGUGUGUAAGCGUUAGUGUGAACGGAAGACAGCGUCGUUUUGUUGAAGAAGUUUUUUAAGUUGAAUCGAUUGAGAAAAGAGUUAUGAUUUAUUUCGUUUUUGUUAUACGACUUUCCAGAGUAUAUUAAGAGUAUAUAUCCUGAUUUCACUUAUUGAAGACCUGUACUUCAUGGAAUAAAGUAAAUGUUUCAGUUGUCCACGUAUAAUAUAUACAUUACAUAUACUCCACCCGUUAUUAUUUUGAACGAAACCUUUGAAAUUUGUUCGCGUUAUCGUACUAUAUUUGUUAUUCUGAUAAGUAAUAAGAGAGGAAUAUCAACGUCAAUUACUGGCACAUACAUAUACACAAUCGACACGACUGAAACAUUUACUUUAAGCGCAUUGAAAUUGCAAUUCUUCUUCGAUUAUUGUAUGAGAGAAAAAAAAUCAUUGCAAGACUGUUUUCAAUGUUUAGAAACUUUUGAGAAAAAAUAAGGGAAAAAUCAAUAACUUUCCUAAUCUCGUCACAAAUAUUUCGCGCAACUUUUUACCAAUUCUUUCAAGCAAUUUUCAUAUUCAGACCACUGAUGAGUUCUCGCUUAUACAUACAUAUAUAGAAAAUUGCGAAUUUUUAAGAUUGUACAUUUCUCUCAGUGUGCAGCGUUCGAGAUGAUAAAUAAACUGAGAAAAGAAUAAAGAAAAAAAAACAAACAAAAAACUAUAGAAAGCUGUAUCGACUAGAUAGAAAGUACAUAAGUCUCAUCCUUCCCUGAAAAAUUUUAUUUGUUACUGCGUGUUUAGAAGGAAAAAAAAUCAUCGUGAAAUCAUCACUUGUCCAUAGAUGACGUGCGGUGAGUCGACUGAAAUCUAUAUGAAAACCAGCGAAUCGUGGCGAUCUGUAAGAGUACGUCGAUUCACUUAGAUUAUUUAAUAGUCCAGAAAAAAACUAAAAAAAAAAUAAAUAAACUAAAAUAAACAAAGAAAUGUACCGGAAUGUGUGGCGGGAAUCAAUAAUCUGUCUUCGUAAAACAAAGCGAGUGAAGAAUGAAUUGAAAAGUCGAAAUUCGCGAAUCGAACGAGCGCUAGAAAACAGCGAGCAAAAAAACUUUUUUAUCGGUGCCAUUUUCAUGCGUGUAAGUAGCGCGACAAAGAAUGGAAUCAUAAGAUUUAAGGAAAAACGUGUAUACAGAGAAAGAGAGUUGCAUUAUAAAUAUAAAUAAAUGAAUCUAAUAAGAGAAGUCAGCGAAACAUACGAUCGUGUUUCUAAUCUAUAAUAUAGAUUGAAUAAAAAAAAAAAACAAAAAUAAUGAAAACAAUGUGGUGAGAAAUACAUAAACACACACAUACGCACGUGGAAAAUAAGCGAAGAGGAAGCCAAGAAGGUGCGGAGUAAGAGGCGAAGACGGAGGAGGAAAUAUUUCAUUCUCAUUCUGUGAUGAUUGUCUGCAUAUAUAAAAAAAGAGAGAAGAACAAAGACGCGUUUAGGUAAAUUUAAACUAACGACCUUAAUUUGAAACGGUGAUUGGAGCGAAACCGACUUAGCUAUACGCGAUAAGAUUUUAUUAUUUAAGGAGACACUUAUAUCGCUAAACAAAUUCUCCCUUCCGUUCUCUGAUUUUCAUCGCAGUAUUAAUUCUAAUGCUUUGUACAAAUGAUUCAGCGAUCGCCACUGCGUUAAUAAGGGCGAUACCAAACCAAUUUAGAUAAUACAUUAUAUAAGGGGUAACGUAAAUCGUAAACGUCACACAGUAUAAGGUAUACGUUAACGUGAAAUAACAAUAAAAAAACAUCAGAAAAAAUGUAACGAGACGAGACGAGGCGAGGCCGUUGAUUUUUACAAUGCAUACCACAUGAAAUAAAUGUCUCCUUAACGAUUGUUGUAUUAUGAAUUAAUUAAUGAGCAAAGAAGAGAGGACUCUAGCCAUAAGUUUAUGCAGAUUACGACGAUGCAUAGAUUACGCGGUCAUACGCAAAACGGAGAAACACAUUCACUUACACACAGAGGACGAGAACACGAACAAUAACAGAGAACACGGAAAUCCACAGAGCAUUAUAACGAAGACACACUUACGAACUCAUGUAUAAACACAUACACACACGUACACACAGUCACGGAAACGCAUACGUACAUACGGAGAGCCAGUAAAAUGUAUACCGCCGACAAUGGAUUCCCGAGGACGCAUUGAUUUUGCCGAAUAGUCGGACAAUACUCGACCAAGGUUGCGUUAAAGCGGUGCUUCGUGUGUAAAUCGCGCGCUUGUCACUCUCUCGUCGUCGUCGUCGUGUGUGCGCGCGGCAAGGUCGAUGCUUCUUCCGAAGUUCAUUCUAUCUUUCUCUCUUCCUAUCUAUCUCUAACUCUAUCCUCUCUCUCUCUCUCUCUCUCUCUCUCUCUCUCUCUCUCUCUCUCUCUCUCUCUCUCUCUCUCUCUCUCUUUCUUCGACACGAAACACAGUCUCUCCCUUUCCCUUCCCCUCCCCCCCUCUCUCUCUCUCUAAAUAUAAGUAUAAAAACAAAUUAAAAAAGUUAGUGCGCGCUAAGGCGCAUUAACGAAAAAACGCCCCGCAAGCGAAUGCAAAUGGAAGAUCCUUAAUAAAAACGCAGUAUGAUCAUUUAUAUAUACCCUGAAAGUUAAUUGUUUACCUUUGCUUUCGAGAGUAUUUUAAGAGUUAUGUGUAUAAAUUAUAUGUGUAAUUAAAACAAACAGAAGGAAAAAACAUGAACAAAGUCAUUCAGUAAAUUCUGGACCUCUAUGUUUCACAUGUAUGCAAUUGUGUUUCCAAUGAUUGCAAUAGCGGUAUGGUUUUCCUUUUUGAGAUUAAUAUAUAACAUAUAUUUAAUAUGAUUUAGAGAAUAAUUUUUUAUUGAAACGACAAGAUGUGUUUUCUCAAAGAAACAUGAAAAUCAAAAAAAUUAUUACGGAGUUACGUAUAUAAUUUUUCAAGUGUAAAGUUAACUAAAUAAAAUUUAAUUGAAAUUUUAUCGAGGAUUAUGUGAAGCGAAGUAACGAAAACACACACGUACAGUUUGUUUUUCUGCAGUCAGAGACUUUAUUCAAAAAGUAUGAUUAGAAAAGAGCGAGAAUAUUUCAUUUGUUGUUGCGAACAUUUGGAAAAAAGAUACCUUUGCUCUAAAUAUUAAUUAUUAAGUUUGUUUUUGGUAAUUUACGUUUAUCGAACAGUUUGAUGUCUUCUUAAAUAAAUGAGUUGCGCUUGUGAUUCGAGAGCCGCUAACUCUGCUACUACUGGAGCCAUUUCUUGGACGUGAUCUUCGUAAUUCGAUCCUGUAGUCAUAAGAAAGUUUUAUGAAUGUCACAUUUUUUUAAUUGCUGAAGUACAUACUUAAAUAAUUAGGUUAAA